Messenger RNA from Neolamprologus brichardi, 1007 nucleotides. Its product is annotated as RD3 domain-containing protein. Lineage: Eukaryota; Metazoa; Chordata; Actinopteri; Cichliformes; Cichlidae. The record is from RefSeq and is a predicted model, not a curated record.
ACUCAUGUCACGAGGUAAGCUCCUCUCGUCACUCACUCAUUAUUAAUACAGGAUUACUUGUAUUCUCAAUCCCAAACUCGCACACACACAAUACGCACCCCUCACAGAAAUACACGCACUGUCUGCUGGGGACCUUCACCUGUAGCAAAGCAGUCAAGUAUCUGUGAGCCACCAGCUGUAGUCUCAGGAGUUUCAUCCACUUUGAAUGUUGCGAGCCUGUGCAGGCCCGCUGCUCACUUUACUGCUGACAGAGGUUUUACCAGACAAGUGUUGGAUAUUCAUCAGAAGAGAAGAUACUACAGCUUUGUAACCCUUGUUUCAUGAAGAUGUUUCCUUGGUCCGCUGUUUUCUCCCUUGAGCCUAAAGUGCCCGGCCAGCGAACAACUGAGGAGCUGGUAACCAACACCCUGAUGCUGGAGCUUGGGGCCAUGGUGAAGCGCACUGAACGCAUCCGCUUGGAGAGGGCGACGGAGGGUCGUCGCCGCCGUCGCAGCUCUUCCUCUACAGCAGACUACAGCUGGCUGGCAACCACCCCGACCCCACAGCCCUAUGAGCUCACUCCCAAUGACCUGCUGGAGCUGCAAGACCUCUGUGCCAAAAUCCCUCCUGCACAGUGUGGGCCUGUGAUUGUCAGGUUCAGGAGGCUGGUGUCACAGAUGGAGCCCGAGGUUCACGAGGUUCCUCGGCUCUUUCGCUCAGUGCUGCGUGACUGUGCGGAUGAGGCGAACGGAAACGACGAGGUUCCGACCCAGGAAGUGGUGUUUGAGAAGCAGCAGCGCAGCAAAAGCCUCUCCUUUGUCACUUUCCGCACAAAAUUCCGCACGGGGCAUUUCCCAAAGGGCAGCAACUUGAGAGGCUCCAGGGGGAACCUGCAGCAGCAAGUUGAAUGGUCUGAUGAGGAGGAGGAUGGAGAAGGGGAGGAGGAAGCAAUUCAGGCCAGGACGAGGAAGGGAAGGAGUAAGAGCAUGCCAGAGAUCACCCCUAUAGAGCAGAGUGCUCAUGGGUGA